AGCUGGAGCGAAAUGAUGAAGCGAGCGCCAUUUCUUGUAUGUUGUUUGUCUGAAGGCGGUUGUUGCCAUGGUAUUGUUCUUUGUGAACAGGAGAUUUGGUCUACUGAACUGUACUAAGUCUAGUCUAGAGGGCUCUAUCAAAAGUUCUGCUUAUUUCAGUGACCCAUUCCCAUACUUGCCAUGCUCAAGAUGGCUGCAUCGGGCCUUCGUUCAACUUUCGCUUCCUGGUUUAGUUGUCCUACUACCAACACCAAUAGGAAAAGGCCAGCAAAAGAAAUGGAGACCCCUGACUGCAACAAUGAAGAGAAUUUAGACCCAAACACCCUCCAGGCUCCUAGAUGCAAGAAACAGCGCAGGACAUACUCAGUUCCCCGGGAAAUACGGGACAGAGUCAAGAGAAAGCUAUUCACAGACCCACCAGCAGAAGAGGAGCUCACAAUUCAUAAUGACGUACCAAGAGGGAGCCGCAACAGAACGAAUAGUUUAUUUGUCCUACCUAUCGAGAUACUCCAUCUUAUCUUUGGCCUCCUAGACAGGGAGACACUGACGAUGCUGGCAUCUUUAUCAAAGGAUCUAAACGAGAGUGUCAUUACAUACGCAUUAAGUGGAGCUGGUCUGAAGCACGUCAUAGCUUACCAGAAUGGAAAGUAUGAGCCUGCACAUUACAGCGAAGCAGGUAACAUGUUUAGAAGGUUAACAGCCACAAAAAACUUGAGGCAAAGAUUAAAAAUAGCAAGCCAAAUUUCAGAAAUGAAGAAGCCAUUGUGUGACGCUGUGAUAAGGACUGCUGGAAAUGCUGUGGCUUACAAGUGCUUUGGGAGCCUGUUUUUUCGAUAUAUCAUAACAUGGUCAGAGUACGACAAACUGAGAGCAUAUUGUUUCUUUGAAAAGAAAACCAAAUUGUGCCAGAAGAUAUCACACAUUCUACGAUUGUCACCUGGUGUUCUGCCUUUACAUGAGUCUGAUGUAAGACAGCUAGUCUGCAGUACUUUACUGGGCCCUUCUCAUAACGAUGAGGAGUACAGCUUCUGGUUGAGUCAACUGUUAAAAGGACAUCCAAUAACACAUCAAGCAAGACUACUCUAUAUGCUCGCUGGACCAACUGACUGUGCAGGUUUUAUACUCUGGUCAAAUGCUUGUGAUUGUACUAGUCCUUUACAGUUGAACAAGGGCUCCACGGUCAUGAAGAAGGACAGAGACUUGAGUCCUCUUGCCAGAGGAUUUCGUGUUCUACUUACGCUAAGGAAAGAAUGGUCCAUGGAUUCCAUUAUAUCAGUAUUUGAUGAAAUGACAACUACUCCUUCUGGCUGGUGUUUGGGACAAGUGGCAAUGCUUCUAAUGCUGGCAGGUACAGACGUCACACAGGCUAUUCUAGGUAACAGAGCUGUAAAUGGACACGUAUCUGAUCUGACAGUAAUGAUGUACUACCUUGCACACUCUUGUGUCAAGGAAGACAAUGAGAAUGGGAACUCACAAAAGCUUAGCUGGUACCUAGAGAUGGUUCGCUAUGUCACUGGGAUGCUUCCUGGAAGCAAAGAAAGGCAAUGGUUUGCAUACAAUCUCAUUGACCACUGGCAGUCAUACCUCAUGUCCUUAUUUGAAGAAGAUGAUAUCAGUGAAGAAUUAGCCAAUUUUGAUGACAUUAGGCAAGAGUUUGUGACAUCACUUAACUGUCUGUCUAAGCUCUCAGUAAUCCUCCUCACCAACUUAUCAAUAUAGAUCAGGCUCCCUUUCCUUUAUUU
Molecule: messenger RNA, 1742 nt
Organism: Amphimedon queenslandica
Lineage: Eukaryota; Metazoa; Porifera; Demospongiae; Haplosclerida; Niphatidae
Product: F-box only protein 47-like
Exons: 8
Coding region: 181-1719 (512 amino acids)
Source: RefSeq, a predicted model, not a curated record